This is a messenger RNA of Cucurbita pepo subsp. pepo (vegetable marrow), 4126 nucleotides long. RefSeq names its product N6-adenosine-methyltransferase non-catalytic subunit MTB. Gene Ontology annotation, molecular function: methyltransferase activity; mRNA binding. Gene Ontology annotation, cellular component: RNA N6-methyladenosine methyltransferase complex; nucleus. Gene Ontology annotation, biological process: methylation; mRNA modification. The record is from RefSeq and is a predicted model, not a curated record. NCBI's taxonomy places the organism in Eukaryota, Viridiplantae, Streptophyta, Magnoliopsida, Cucurbitales, Cucurbitaceae.
GAUUUUCGCAGAACGCACUGCUUCGUCUUGCAAAAAAUCAGCCCGCCUCGCGCUGUUUAGCGCUCGAAGGAAGCCGCCUAUGAACAAACUCGAAGGAUAUUUGUGGCGCCUGUAGAUACUCUCAUUUUGAUUGCUCUCGGACCAUCAUCCAUGUUGAUAAAGAAUUGAAUAUCGAUCUUGACCCAAUCAGCUGGUUCCAUGGAUUUGUUCAUCAACCUUGAUUGCCGCUUCACUCUUGCUCGACUCUCACUCAAGCUCUUUUCCCAGAUGGCCCAUUUUAAAGCAUAACAACCCGUUUUGAAGUGGUAAUUAAAGUAUCUAGAAGGAAUGGAUUCACCUGAAUCCAACAGAAAUUAUGUAAAGAGAGAUGUAGAAGAUGGUUUGGGUGUGAAGAAUGAUAGGGUGGGAGAUGAUGAAGGAUGGGAUGGCGGUGAUAGGAGAAAGCAUAGGUCAAGUAGGUCGAGAAAGUCAAGCAAUGGAGAAGAUGUCGAUGGAUUAGACGGCAGUGGAAGAAAAAAAACAUAUGGGGAUAGAAGUGACAGUCGAAAAAAGUCAGGAGGGUCUAGUAGAGGAGAUAGCGAGGAAGAUGAAUAUGAUUCAAGGAAAGAAUCGCGUUCAAAGCAGACAAAAAAGAAACAAGAGGAGAGCACCUUGGAAAAAUUGAGUAGUUGGUACCAGGAUGGAGAACUAGAUAAUAGGAAAGAUGUUGGGGAUAAGUUAGGAAGUCGAGGACUUGGUAAAGGAGAUGAAAAUGACAAAAGAAAAAUGACUUCAAAGUUUUCUGAGCAUGAAAGUUCUCAGAGUAAAAGCAAAAGCAAAGAAGAAAAAUUUCAUGAUGGAGAUUCUGAGAAGACACUGGAUCGAGAUUCCAAAUAUUCAGAAAAGAGACACAGUAGCCGAGAGAAAGGUCAUGGAUCGUCUGAGCAGGCAAGGAGAUCUCGAAGAAGAUGGGAUGAACCAGAUGCUGUCAAAAAAAUUGAAGAAAGUUAUUCUGAAAAGGUCGAGAGUAGAAGUGGUAAGACUUCUGAUUUGAAGUAUGAGAGUCCUAGAGAGAAAAGCAUGCCGAAAACUGAAGCUAGUGAGGGUAAGGGUCAGGGAUUAGAUUCAUUCAAUGACAAGAGUACAAAGUCUAACUACAGGGAGGAUAAAAAACUUGAUGUGGAGAGAGGGAAGAGCAGAGGCAGGACUGAAGUGCAGGAAGAAGGUAGUAGGGCAAGUUCAGUUUCACGUGAAGAUAAAUCAAGCAGAGAAAAAUCUGAAAAAUAUAGGCAACAAAAAAUAUCUACUAGUAGAGAUGUUGCAAAUGGUCGGGAGAAGGCUCUCAAUGGUGAUGCAGAUGUACAGACGUGGACUAGAGAUAAAGGUGCAAGAGAAGUUGGAAAUGUCGACAAGUCCAAAAGUCCUGAGAAGACCGAGAGGAAUCAAGAAUCAGACUACAUAGAUGUGGAUUAUGAAAGAGGCUUGAACCACAAGCGGAAGGAACUAGAAAAAGAUGGUUAUAGGGAUGACAGAUCAAAAGGCAGAGAUGAUAGUUGGAGUGAUCGGAACAGAGAUCGGGAAGGUAAUGUUGACAAUUGGAAAAGACGUCAACAUGGAAACCAAGACAAUGAUACAAAAUCUGGGGAUUAUAUGUAUGAUCAUGGUAGGGAGUGGGAGUUGCCUAGACAUGGCCGUGAGCGGAUUGAGAGUGAAAGGCCUCAUGGAAGGUCUAGUAAUCGGAAAGAUGGAAGUAGGGGUGAAGCGGUGAAGACAUCAUCAAACUUUGGCAUUUUAAACGAGAAUUAUGAUGUGAUAGAGAUCCAAACCAAACCUCUGGAUUAUGGAAGAGUAGAGUCUGGAAACUUUGCUAGGAGGACUGAAGCUGGCCAGCAAUCUGAAGGUAAGUUUGCAUCGAGUGAUGGUGAGUGGAUGCAUCAGCAAGAAGGAAGGGCAAGGAGGACUGAUAACUAUGGUCAUGGGCAGUCUGAUGGAGAUUUGAAGGAGAGAUAUGCAGAUGAAGGUGGGACAACACAAGAUCAGAAUUCAUGGAGGGACGACUUUGAUUUUCAUGGGGGGAAGGGAAGAGGCCAGAAAGGUGUAAAUUCCGGUCGUGUUGGUGGUGGUCAAAGUUCUAGCAGUGGUUCACAGCAACUUUAUGGCAACCAAGAGCCGGGAUCCUUCAAUCGAGUUACUCAGCAAGGAAUGAAAGGGAAUAGAGUAGGGAGAGGAGGCAGAGGAAGACCUGCUGGGAGAGAGAGUCAACAGGGUGGAAUUCCAUUGCCAAUGAUAGGAUCUCCAUUUGGACCUCUAGGAAUUCCUCCGCCAGUACCGAUGCAGCCACUUACUCCUGGCAUGUCACCCGGUCCAGGUCCACCAGUUUCUCCAGGUGUCUUUAUCCCACCAUUCUCCCCUCCAGUUUGGCCUGGUGCUCGUGGUAUUGAUAUGAGUAUGUUAGCUGUUCCACCAGGACCAUCAGGACCUAGAUUUCCUCCAACCAUAGGGACUCCACCAAAUGCUGCCAUGUAUUUUAAUCAAUCAGGUUCUGGAAGAGGCAUUUCUUCAGGUGUAGCUGGGCCGGGUUUCAAUAACUCUGGACCAGUGGGGCGGGGUGCUCAGCCUGAUAAAAAUCCUAGUGGUUGGGCUGCCCAGAAAAGUAUUGGUCCUCCUGGUAAGGCACCUUCAAGAGGAGAGCAGAACGAUUAUUCUCAAAAUUUUGUUGACACGGGAAUGCGACCACAGAAUUUCAUCCGGGAGCUUGAACUUACAAAUGUAGUAGAGGACUAUCCCAAGCUUAGAGAACUUAUACAGAAAAAGGAUGAAAUUGUAGCUAAUUCUGCAUCUCCUCCUAUGUACUACAAAUGUGAUCUGAGAGACUUUGAACUUUCACCAGAAUUCUUUGGAACCAAGUUUGAUGUCAUUCUCAUUGAUCCCCCAUGGGAAGAAUAUGUGCAUCGCGCUCCUGGUGUUGCUGAUCACAUGGAAUACUGGACUUUUGAAGAAAUUAUGAAUCUUAAAAUUGAGGCAAUAGCUGAUACACCUUCUUUCAUAUUCCUAUGGGUUGGUGACGGUGUCGGCCUUGAGCAGGGCCGUCAAUGUCUUAAGAAGUGGGGGUUCCGACGCUGUGAGGAUAUCUGUUGGGUGAAGACAAACAAAAAUAAUGCAGCUCCAGGCUUACGGCAUGACUCCCACACUCUUUUCCAGCACUCCAAGGAGCAUUGUCUCAUGGGCAUUAAAGGAACCGUACGUCGCAGUACCGAUGGUCAUAUAAUCCAUGCAAACAUUGAUACUGAUGUAAUUAUUGCUGAGGAACCUCCUUACGGUUCAACCCAGAAGCCCGAAGAUAUGUACAGGAUAAUCGAGCAUUUUGCCCUUGGCCGCAGAAGGCUCGAGCUCUUUGGUGAGGACCAUAAUAUUCGAGCCGGGUGGUUGACUGUCGGUAAAGAGCUGUCUUCGUCAAAUUUUCUUUCCGAGGUAUAUAUCAAAAACUUUGCUGACAAAGAUGGGAAAGUUUGGCAAGGUGGAGGAGGCCGGAAUCCACCCCCAGAAGCAUCUCAUCUUGUUAUGACAACGCCAGAAAUAGAGUUGCUUAGGCCAAAAUCGCCAAUGAAAAACCAGCAACAAAUGCAGCAGCAACAAUCAGCAUCGUUAACUACAGCCACCUCGAUGAACCGGAGGCCAACGGGAAACUCGCCACAGAAUCCAACCAGUUUAGAUGUUUCAAAUUCUAACCCUAUGACACUACCUCCCCCUUGGGGUUCACAAAUGGAGGGGGGUUUUAAAGGACGAGAAGCCAACAACAUUCCUCUAGGCGAUGAAGUUUACGAUGCAUAUGGGUUCGGCGAGCAGCCAAGCGGAGAGUACGUUGAUUUCGAAUCUCAUAGACAGAUAAAUAUGUUGUAAUAUUUGUUAUUGGCACGCGAAUGUGCUUCGGUUUCGGUGUAGCUUCGUAAUCUUUCCAAGGGUAGAAACAUUUUUGGGGCGUUGCCAUUUCCAUCUCUUGAAUUUUUAGUUGCAUAUUGUUGUAAUGUUUCCCAAAUUGGGGAUUCCAGAACUAUGGGCUUCCUGCAAUUCAGAGGAAAAUCUGUAACUUAUGUAGCCCCCGCAAAUUUUGUUAUUGGUAGUGCAAAAUUCCCUGCUUGUGACAAAA